This is a messenger RNA of Brassica oleracea var. oleracea, 1711 nucleotides long. RefSeq names its product WD repeat-containing protein 76-like. The transcript has 4 exons. Gene Ontology annotation, cellular component: nucleus. NCBI's taxonomy places the organism in Eukaryota, Viridiplantae, Streptophyta, Magnoliopsida, Brassicales, Brassicaceae. The coding region runs from base 58 to 1614 and encodes 518 amino acids. Gene Ontology annotation, molecular function: protein binding; DNA binding. The record is from RefSeq and is a predicted model, not a curated record. Gene Ontology annotation, biological process: regulation of DNA damage checkpoint.
UGUUGUUGUUAGGUCUUUAAAGCUCGAGUGCGAAGAGACACUUUCUUUGACGCUUGAAUGGCGACGGAGUUCGAGCGGAAGAGAUUGGAGAACAUCAGGCGGAACGAUGAGAUGUUGGCGGCUCUCAACGUCCGUGCGAAAGCUUCUCUUCUCACCGCCGCAACGAAACGACCUCGAGACGAAUCUACUAAGUCUUUGAAGAAGAAGGAGAAGCCUAUUGUUAUACGGAAGUCUCUACGCACCAGAGGUUUGAAUCCAGAUUCCGUUGGCUUACCCUAUCGGUUCUCAGGUGAUCCCAAACGUAUGGCUCCUCCUCCUCAGAAAUUAAAGGCUCGUCUUCCCUUUGAUAAGGCUUAUGGUGGAGAGGGCUCUUAUAAGAAGUUCGUUGAGACUGUGUUGGGCACAACUGCGAGUAACUCUAUGGUUAAGGAUGAUUCUCCUAUAGAUUGUAGCAGCACUAGGAGAAGAUCUUCUCGCCUGUCUAAUGUUAACAAGGCAGAGUCAGUUUCAUCUAGUGAUUAUGUGAAGAAGGAAGCUUUUGUCAAGAAGCCUUGUGGAGGAAAAUUAAUUACUAAGGAUGAGAGUGAUGAUUGUUUGAACAAGGAAGCUUCUGGGGUUAUGACUGAGAGCAUUGAGUUUGAGGAGGGUGGUUCUGGCACGGGACCGUUGAGUUUAGAAUCGAAUAACGUAGCACGUGUUGUUCCUGGGAGGGUUUUUGUUGUAAAGUUCAUGCCUUGCCAGAACGUUAAGCUGGUUGCUGCAGGGGACAAACUUGGCAAUGUUGGCUUUUGGAAUUUGGAUGGGGAGGAUGAUGGGAUCUAUCUGUUCCAUCCUCACACUGCCCCAGUUUCAUCUCUAGUGUUCCAUCAAAACUCUUUCUCAAAGGUUAUUAGUAGCAGCUAUGAUGGUCUCAUACGUUUGAUGGAUGUUGGAAAGUCGGUUUUUGAUCUGGUUUAUUCGAGCGAUGAUGCUAUAUAUUCCCUCUCCCAGAGGCCUAAUGAUGAGCAAAGCUUGUACUUCUCUGAGGGACAUGGAAUGUUGAAUGUAUGGGACCUCCGAGCAGGAAAGUCAGUUUUCAAUUGGGGUUUGCAUGAACACAGGAUAAACACUAUAGACUUCAACCCGCAAAAUCCUCAUGUCAUGGCUACAAGUUCCAAAGAUGGGACUGCUUGCCUUUGGGACUUGAGAAGCAUGGGAGCUACAAAACCAAAAACAUUAAGGACUGUGACUCAUUCCAAAACUGUGCACUCUGCUUAUUUCUCACCCACUGGCCUUUCACUUGCAACUACAAGCGUUGACAACUAUAUUGGUAUUCUAAGUGGCGCCAAUUUUGAGGAUACUUCCAUGAUCUAUCACGAUAAUUGUAAUACUACCAACAAGUGGAUCUCCACUUUCAGGGGAGUGUGGGGUUGGGAUGAUUCAUACAUCUUUGUGGGCAACCGUCCUUCAAAAGGAAUUGAUGUGAUCUCUACUAAACUAAAGAGAACAGUGAAGGAACUGCAUGACCCACUUAUGAAAGUUCUUCCUUGCAGAAUCCAUUGUCAUCCUCUUAGUGUUGGGGUGCUUGCAGGAUCCACUGCUGCAGGGCAGGUCUAUGUUUGGACACCAAAGUAACCAUUUUCAAUAGGCGUGAGUUGUUAGUGUGGUUUUUGUUGUGUCAGCACCCAAAUGUUAUUAUCUGUUUGGUUCUAAUAACUUAAAGUAAAUUAAC